Molecule: messenger RNA, 5166 nt
Organism: Pygocentrus nattereri (red-bellied piranha)
Lineage: Eukaryota; Metazoa; Chordata; Actinopteri; Characiformes; Serrasalmidae
Product: NACHT, LRR and PYD domains-containing protein 12-like
Exons: 11
Coding region: 103-3588 (1161 amino acids)
Molecular function (GO): protein binding
Source: RefSeq, a predicted model, not a curated record
CUUUAAGAGGCUCAGGAAGAGUGCGAGGACGUUUCAGAAGUUGUUCUGCAGCAGAACGCUGUAAACUCUCACUGGGACUCUGGAAUGUAGUCACUCAGGAGGAUGAUUUCAGACGUGACAGCUGUUUGCCCAGAGCUCCUGCUGGCUUGUCUGGUGAUUGUUCUGUCCAUUUGGUUCUGGAGAAGAAGAGCGCAGCCCACAAACCAUCAGCACUUUAAAGAUGCUAACAAGACACUGACACCUAUAACAGUGAACCAUCAGCAUCCAGAUCAUCCAGAAGUGUGUCCUACUUCAGUACAGAGAACUCCAACUCCCACUGUAGUUCAUCCUGAUGGCUGCACUGUUGUUGCGAGUGCUAAUAACAGCAGCACUGUAUGUACUCCUAUUCUCAAUAGCAACGUCAUCCAUGGCCAAUGUGUUUUCAACUUCAACACCAAUUCUGGAAAAGAACCUGGAGGAGCAGAUGCAGCAAAGAUACACUCAGGUGAAUCAAUCCUGAAGAAAUUCCUGGAGACUCACAAAGCCAGUAUGAAGAGGAAAACUGAGUGUAUUUUUGAGGGAAAGAAAGAUGCAAAAAAUAAAAUACAGCUAAAGAAGGUGUACACACAGCUCUUCAUCACAGAAGGAGAACUUAACAAAGUCAAUAAUGAACAUGAGACUCUAAAAAUUAUGAAAGACAAAGCAUUCAGGGUUCACAAAUCUCAGGAGACAGCAAUCAGCUGCAAUGAUAUUUUCAGUUUAGCACGGAAAAAUGAUGACCACAGUAAAACAGUGUUGACCAAAGGCAUUGCUGGCAUUGGAAAAACUGUAUCCGUUCAUAAGUUCAUUCUUGACUGGGCAGAGGGAGAGGCCAACCAGCACAUAGACUGCAUGUUCCUGCUUCCGUUCCGAGAGAUUAACUUAAUUAAAGAUUCAGAGUUCAGUCUUCAUGAAUUGUUGCUGGAAUUCCACCCCGAAUUGGAAGAAGUGAAAGAAGCCAAAAUGUAUGAAAAUCACAAGCUUGCAUUCAUUUUUGAUGGGCUUGAUGAAAGUCGACUUCUGUUGGAUUUCAGCAGCAGGAUGGUGACAAGUAUUCAUAAGACAGCAUCUGUGGAUUUGUUGAUAACGAACCUCAUUAAGGGAAAUUUGCUUCAAUCCUCAAUGAUCUGGAUAACCUCCCGACCUGCAGCAGCCCACCAAAUCCCUUCAGAGUAUGUGAGCAUGUUCACAGAAGUACGAGGGUUCACUGAUAAUCAGAAGGUAGAAUACUUCCAGAAGAGAAUACCAGAUGAAUCUCAAGCCUCAAAAGUCAUCUCCCAAAUUAAGGUCUCUCGAAGCCUCUACAUCAUGUGCCACAUUCCUGUCUUCUGCUGGAUCACGGCUACUGUACUUCAGGACAUGCUGGCCCAAAAUCAAGGAGAGAACAUUCCCAGCACACUAACUGAAAUGUACAUCCACUUCCUACUUAUACAGAUGAACAUGAAGAACCAGAAGUAUGACAAGAAAGUUGAGCGAGACGUGACGAAACUUAUGGAAUCAAACAAAGAACUGAUCCUGAAGUUAGCCAAGCUGGCAUUUGAACAGCUGAAAAAGGAAAACAUUAUGUUUUACGAAAGUGACCUGAGGGAGUGUGGUAUUGAUGUCACGGAAGACUCUGAAUAUACUGGAAUGUGUGCUGAGAUCUUCAAACAGGAGUCUGUUCUUCACGAGAAAAAGGUUUACUGCUUCAUACAUUUGAGUCUUCAAGAAUUCCUUGCUGCUCUCCAUGUGUUCUACUCUUACCUGAAGAGCAUGGAUGAUUUGCAGUUUUUCUUUGAUGAUGAACCUCCUGCUAACAUUCAGUUGGAUCUCUUACUGAAGAAGGCAAUUGACAAAGCCAUAGAGAGUGAGAAAGGGCAUUUAGAUCUUUUUCUGCGUUUUCUGCUGGGUAUCUCACUUGAGUCUAAUCAGAACCUCCUGGCAGGUCUGUUGCCACACACAGAGAACACCAAAAAGAGCAUUGGUAAAGUAACACAGCACAUCCGGCAAAUGCAAAACAAGGGCCCAGAUCUGUCACCUGAGAAAUCCAUCAAUCACUUCUUCUGCUUGGUUGAACUAAAAGACAGCUCUCUUUACAACCAGAUCAAGAAACGUCUGAGUGCAGAGGCACUUUCAGAUAAACAUCUCUCCUCAUCCAACUGUUCAGCUCUGGCCUACAUGCUCUUGAUGUCUGAGGACAUGCUGGAUGAACUCAAUCCAAAGAACUACAACACAUCAAAUGCAGCUUGCAGGAGACUGAUCCCAGCUGUGAGAUGCUGCAGAAAAGCCUUGUUUGCUGGCUGUGAACUUACUGAGAGUUGCUGUGAAUGUAUAUCUGCAGCUUUGCAAUCAGAAAACUGCCCCCUGAGAGAGCUGGACCUGAGUGAUAACUACAGACUUGAAACAGCAGCAAAGCUGCUUUCUGAUGGACUCAAGAGCUCAUUUUGUAACCUGGAAAUACUAAGGUUAGCCAGAUGUUAUUUCAUCCAUAACAGCUGUGCAGAACUGGUCUCUGCCCUCAGCUCAAUUUCAUCCUCUCUGAAAGAGCUGGACCUCAGUAACAAUGACCUGCAAGAUACAGGAGUGAAUGAACUCCUUCUCGGGCUAGGAAAUUCAUACUGUAAACUACAAAUCCUGAGGCUGGGCUGGUGUAACCUCAGUGAGAAGAGCUGCAAGUUCCUCUCCUCAUUUCUUAACAAUAGCACAGAGUCAAAUCUAAGAGAGCUGGACCUGAGUAACAAUGACUUGCAGAACGCAGGAAUAAAACUGCUCUCUGCUGGACUGGAGGAUUCAAAGUGUAGACUGGAGAUACUGAGGUUAUCUGGUUGUAUGAUCACAGAGGAAGGAUGUUCUUUUCUAGCCACAGCUCUGAAUUCUAACCCCUCCCACAUGAGAGAGCUGGAUCUCAGCUAUAAUCACCCAGGAGGGUCAGGAGAGAACCUGCUGUCUGCUAGAGUGGAGGACCCACACUAUAAACUUUUAUUAAGGAUGGACCCAAAAGGUGAACACUUUAUCAAACCAGGGGUCAAAAAAUAUGCCUGUAGGCUCACAUUGGAUCCAAACACAGCACACAAACAACUCUGUCUAUCUGAGGAUAACAGGAAAGUGACACAUGUGGACGAGAACCAAGAUUUUCCAGAUCAUCCAGAGAGGUUUGAAGAAUUUCCACAAGUGCUGUGUGAGGAGGGUCUGUCCGAUCGCUGUUAUUGGGAGGUCGAGUUCAAAGAUUCAAGCCCUGAAAUAGGCGUGACCUAUCAUGAAAUAUUAAGGAAAGAUGAAGAUGACAUUGCUUGGCAGGCAGCCACAAUUCAGCUUGGCAUGAAUGUAUUGUCUUGGAGUCUCGGCUACAGUUCAUCUGGCUACCAUGCCCGUCACAAUUCAGAGUACACAGACAUACGUGCUUCUGUUUCAAGGUCAGGCAGAAUAGGCGUGUUUCUGGACUGGCCAGCUGGUGUCCUGUCUUUCUACAGCGUCUCUUCUGAUACUCAAACACUGUCCCGACUACACACGUUCCAAACUACCUUUAAGAAGCCUCUGUAUCCUGGCUUCUGUGUGGAAUCCGGCUCAUUGUUUUUAUGUCAGGUGGAGUAAUUACAGUGAUUGCAAGGUAAUCCAAGACCUGUAUUAUCAUCUAGAUUAUUCUUUCCUUUUUCUAACAAAAUGAACAGCUUUAAUGUUUAACAUGCAGACUCUGUUCAAACACGGAAAUCGUUUCAGAAAGAACUAUUUCUUCAUUUUUGUAUCUUUUAUACAUUUUAAAAUUGGAAUCAUUUUAAAUUUGAAUGAUUUUCCCAUAGAUUUGGAUGGUGGAAUCUUGAGAACAUCUGAACUCCAGCUGCCACAGUUGAUGACCAUAUUUGAAAUUUCAGGCAAUAUAUCCUUACAUUGUAAAUAUCUUAGCUUUUUUGUUAAUUUAUAAUUCCUUAUUUUGUUAUUCUUUGUGAAGGACUGUCACGAUUGGCCCCUCCCAGUCCUGUCCAUUUGUUUUGGUUUAGCCCAUGUGUAUUUGUUUUAAAUAUAAUAAUAAUAAUAAUAAUAAUAAUAAUAAUAAUAAUAAUAUUUGACAUAGAGAGAUGGAGAAAGUGAGAGAGAGCAAAGAAGAACUUACAUUUUUUGACCCCUGGUUUGAUAAAGUGUUCACCUUUUGGGUCCAUCCUGAAACAAAGCAUUAUAGAGCAUAGUGUUUUUCCAGUCCUGUCCCUCAUUUUCCCUUUGUUACUUAAGCCCUGUGUUUACACUUUGUCUUUGCUGGUUUUUGUAUCAGUAUUUGUUUGAUGUAUUGGUCUGAGGUGCUUUGUUUCUAUCUCUGUCUGUGUAGUUUAUUUCAUGUCUGCCCCACGAUCUCUCCGUAUUGGCUCUUUGACCCUGGACUGUUUUGACCAUGACCCUGGAUUUGCCCUCAAUAAAAUCACUUACCUCAGCGCAUGUGUCCGCUACCUCGCUCCUCGUUACCAGGACAAUGUUUAUAUUUUUUUAUCUUAAAUUAUGUUUAGGUUUAAUAUAUAAUGCCUAUAUAGUUAAGUAACAAACUGUAAAAAAAAACCUUAAGUACUUAACAAAGUUAAUUACCUGCUUGUUAAUUCUGUUCUUGUUACUUCUCUUUUUUCAUUGCUGUCCCUUUGCUGCUGUAACACUGAGAAUUUCCCCAUUGUUGGACUAAUAUCUUGUCUUUAUCGUUAUCACAAUGAAUUGUGUCACAAUAUGCCACAAUGCUUUUCUGAGUAUCCCUGUUACAUGUUUGAUUACAAAAGGAGCCUAGCUAGGCCAGUUUAUUUAGAUUUAGAGCAAUACAGUGUGUAAAAUUUUUAAUACAAAUCAUUGUAUUUACAGUUUUUGAUAGUAAUUUCCAGUGUCACUACUUUCUCUGUUCCAUCAUUUUGUACAAAAUGUUGCAGUUGUCAGAUUUAAAUGUGAAAAAGUAAACGUUUACAUGCUAGUUUGGUAUUUCAAAAUACCAAAGCAUUUCAAACAGUUAAGUUUCCGUGGUGCUUGACAGAAGCCUAGUCAAAAGUGGGUUCAUCCUUAGUGAAGGUUACUGCAGCAGUAUAGGAAGAAUGUUCUUUUAUCAGGAGAAAAAGAACUCAUAAUAGUACUGUCUGGAGUGCCUAAGAGUGGGACAAACUGAGAGAGAUGAACAUAUACAGUUCGCCAGAUGAAACAAGUAAGCUC